AUGGGAAAGACACAGAUCAUAGCUGAACUUGAACUGCUGCCAGUGCUUGCGGGUCUCUCCCACUAUGCCGAUGCUGUUCGAGGUAGGAGGGUCUUGUGGUUUGUGGACAACAACUCUGUUCGAGACAUGUUGGCCAAAGGCUCUUCGCCGGCCACCCAGCUUUUCACCAUGUUGGUAGAAGUAGGUCGGCUCACCCAUAUAGUGCAGGCCAUGAUUUGGUACUCACGCGUGCCUUCUAAGAGCAACAUUGCUGAUCUCCCUUCUCGACAGUUGCCUGAGCAAGCGGCCAGGUUAAUCAAAGGGAUUGUUGGCCCCAAAUUGUCCUUGGGAGAAGACUUGGUCAAGGUGUGCGUCGAUGCAGCCUCUUUCAUUGACUUCAUGGAGCAGAUCGUUAGUCGAUGA
This is a messenger RNA of Durusdinium trenchii, 402 nucleotides long. NCBI's taxonomy places the organism in Eukaryota, Dinophyceae, Suessiales, Symbiodiniaceae. The record is from the annotation of a GenBank genome assembly.